AAAGAAUCGAUUUACGAAUCGAAUCGGUAGAAUCGGAACUUCUCUAGGCAUUUCUGAUGUAAACACAAACGUUUUUCGUGAUUGUAUGUGACGUAUACUUGACAUUUUAGUGAUCUGCAGUUGAUCAAUGAUAUUAUUCCAUUAUUGGUGUAAUUUAUCACCACAUUGGUGAAGGUGUGAGAAAUACGGACGUAUUUCAUUUCAGUGAUAUCGUGGUAUAAUCAAUUGGACCUUCCUGAAGUUUGCACUCUGAAAAUUUCUGAUCAUGCAUUCUGAGCAACAAUUUUGUCUUCGAUGGAACGACCACCAAAGUACUUUGGUGGCUAUUUUUGAAGCAUUACUGGACAGUAAUACAUUAGUUGAUUGCACUUUAGCAGCUGAAGGACAAUGUUUGAGAGCUCAUAAAGUAGUUUUGUCUGCCUGCAGCCCGUAUUUCCAGUUGUUACUGAGCCAACACACAGACAAACAUCCAAUUGUUAUCCUAAAAGAUGUGAAAUUUGAAGAACUAAAGGCAAUGGUGGAAUACAUGUAUCGUGGGGAGGUUAACAUUCCACAAGAUCAACUGGGGCCACUGUUGAAAGCAGCAGAAUCUCUUCAGAUCCGAGGCCUUGGUGGGGCCAGCAACAAGGAAACAAGUGGAAAGUCUGAUAAAUCUGUUCCAUUUCACAAAGAAGGAGAGAAGAAGCGAUUGCCCCAACAAUCAGGAUCAAUUAGUCCUCCUCCACGCCCUCUUUCAUCAGGUGCAGUGGGUGAUCAGCCAAGGAGCAAUCAGACUGCUGCCACUAGGAGGGGAAGUGUUUCUCCCACACCACGAAAGCGUUCAAGACCUCUUCGCACUACUGAUGGAACUGAUGCUCAUAGUUCCAAUGAACCUUGUGAUCCAUCUUCUCAAAGCCAUCCUUCCCUAGUUCCUGAUACAUCCUCUAUACCUAAUCUUCCUUCUCUUUCAGCACUGAACCAAAGCACGGUUUCUGCAAGCAAUUCAGAUUGGACCGAUAUGAACACAGGAAAGGCAUCUUCUCUCCCAACAUCUUCAUCAGUAGAAAGCAUUCCACCACUGGCCCCAUUGUCAUCAUCAUUCAGUGAUUCUAUAGGAGAAUCUUCAGGGAACAGAAAGUGGCCCGAGAUAAGACUGAAGGGAACUUCAUCCCCUGCGCACACAAAUCCUUUAUCAGAAGCAGCAGCUGGAGAUUCGCAGAAAUUGCUUCCCGUUUCAGAGAUCCUUCUGGUUCCAAAGACAGAAUAUGUGGAGGUGGAGGAUGAUUCUCUGCCCCAGGCGAUGUUGGAGGAUGUUCACGACAUGGAUGUUAGUGGACCCUCCCACGCAGAUGGAAGUGGAGGCAGUGCAGCGUUUGUACCGUGGCUAGAAAACCUUGAAGGAAUGGUAGAUGAAGCAUCAGGACAAGACAUGGCUGCUGCCUAUCGAGCCUCCCAAGUGUAUGAAACUGUGGACAUCAUGCCACACACAGCCACUAGCAGAAGCCGCAUGGGGAAAGUGGCGAGAGGAAUCUUAAGCUCUGAAAGUGCCUCUGGCUCAAGGAGAGGGAGAAAAUUAUCAUGUUUGCGCCGCAGAAGAAAGGAAACAAUGACUGAAGAAGAGAGAGAGCAAUUGAGGACAUAUGAAAGGGAAAGGAAACGAGUGCAGAGAGCCAAGAAGGCUGCUCGAGUACAAGCCACCCAGUCAUCAUCGGCAUUGUGGGGAACAUCUUUUAAUCAGAUCCGGGUCCGCAAAGGGAACACGUGUUGCAGCGUGGCCGGAUGCACAACGUCCUACCGGAACUCUGCCAAGAGCGUCAAGUUCUACCGCUUUCCAGCGAGGAAGCACGACCAGCCGUUACGACAAUUGUGGAUCGAUUGUAUAAACAGAAAUAGGAUUCAAGAAGCCCUGGCAGCCAACAAAAUAUUCAAGAAUUUGCAGUAAACAUUUUAUUGGCAAUAGGAAAUCAUUUGAUCCAAGGAGUCCUUCAUACGCACCAACCUUAUUCAGCAAAUGAAUUGUGAAACGUGGAAUGGGUGUCAACUUUACCGUAACCGUAUUUACAUGUAAACGUCUUUCCAUUGUAACUGCAUUAUUUGUGGUGGUAAAUGAAAGUAGCAAUGCCAUGAAAGUAUUUUAUUUUGGCUUAUCUUAUUUGUACAGACUAUCUCUUCUGCCUGACCCGCGACCAGGAUUGUCAGAUUCGUUUUGGGAAAAUGCGUCAGAGGAAUAAAAAUCUGCCCAAUUCCGCCAAAUGCCUGUGUUGUGAAAAAAGCGGACUCUGUCUGGCACGGGGACUCAUAAUUUCAAAUCAGCUGCACGUUCACAAGAUGUUUAAAACUAAAAACCCUUUUGCAUAAAACAUACUUAUCAUAAGCCAUCAAUACUGUCAGUCAAUACAUGUCAAAAUCAAUAAUCAAUACACACAAUAUUUAGAAAAAGGUGGGUACUGUAGGGUACCUUUUUUAAUUAAAGAUUAGAAAGAGGGCUCUGACACUUGCAAGAUGUUCAGCACUAAAACUCUUCUGCCGUCGGCGUCUUUCAGUCGCUAUCAAUAUUCGUACAAUUUUUUUAGGAAAAGGUCUGUAUCUUGAUGAUGAUUACAAUGAUGGCGCUGAUGAUUUAAGCGAAAAAAACAUCACAUUGCGCAAAUUCCUCCCGCAAAAAGCAUUUUCUUCCAUCGUCAUUUAUUCCAAUGCAAUAAGUCGUCGACAUCCAAAUUACUUCAAAAUCUACAUGACGACCCCCGAAUCACUUGCCUAACCAAUUCCCCGUGCGGACUUGCGACUGAAAAUAAAAUAUAAAUUUGCGUCUGAUAAUAUUUCCAGUAAUAAGAUACUUGCGAACAACGAAAACGGACUUUCGUCCCUGGUUCUGGCGGCCACCUUUAUAAUAGCCUUUUAAAGACGUUUUCGCAUUAAAAUUGAACUAAAGUUUUUUUCCCCCCUCAUGUUUAAGAGCCUGUCUAACAUGAAAGGCAGUUCGGUUGAGGUAGCACAGAACUUUUUUAAGAACAUUUUUUAAGUUCUGACAACAAGUAAAUUUACAUUGAAUGUAGUGUAGCUUUAAUUUUAAUUCAUGUCAAUAAUUAAAAUGUUUAUGCAAG
Molecule: messenger RNA, 3083 nt
Organism: Gryllus bimaculatus (two-spotted cricket)
Lineage: Eukaryota; Metazoa; Arthropoda; Insecta; Orthoptera; Gryllidae
Source: the annotation of a GenBank genome assembly